AUGAAUAGCAUCAAUGAGAGUGUCCCCCAAGAGUUUAUCCUCUUAGGUUUCUCAGAUCGACCAUGGCUGGAGCUUCCACUCUUUGUGGUGUUCCUGAUUUCCUAUAUCUUGACCAUCCUGGGCAAUCUAGCAAUAAUUGUUGUGUCCCAUCUGGAUUCCAAGCUCCAUACCCCCAUGUAUUUUUUUCUUACCAAUCUCUCGCUCUUGGACCUUUGCUACACCACAAGUACAGUUCCACAAAUGCUGGUAAACAUAUGCAGCAUCAGGAAGGUGAUUAGUUAUGGUGGCUGUGUGGCACAACUUUUCAUUUUCCUGGCUUUGGGUUCCACUGAAUGUCUCCUCCUGGCUGUCAUGUCCUUUGAUAGGUUUGUAGCUAUUUGUCGGCCUCUCCGCUACUCCAUCAUCAUGCACCAAAGGCUCUGCCUCCAGCUGGCAGCUAUAUCCUGGGUUAGUGGCUUCAGCAACUCAGUAUUACAGUCCACCUUGACCCUGCAGAUGCCACUCUGUGGCCACAAAGAAGUGGAUCACUUCUUCUGUGAAGUCCCUGCUCUGCUCAAGUUGUCAUGUGUAGACACAACAGCAAAUGAAGCUGAACUAUUCUUUAUCAGUGUGCUAUUCCUUCUAAUACCUGUGACACUCAUUCUGAUAUCCUAUGCUUUUAUUGUCCAAGCAGUGUUGAGAAUACAAUCAGUGGAAGGUCGGCGAAAGGCAUUUGGAACAUGUGGCUCCCAUUUGAUAGUGGUGUCUCUUUUUUAUGGCACUGCUAUCUACAUGUACCUGCAACCACCAUCCCCUGCCUCCAAGGACCGGGGAAAGAUGGUAUCCCUUUUCUAUGGAAUCAUCACACCCAUGUUGAACCCCCUUAUAUACACACUUAGGAACAAAGAUGUAAAGGGAGCAUUUAAGAGGCUGAUUGCAAGGAUUUUCUUAAUCAAGAAAUACCCAAAUGAUAGGCCUUGUUAA
Molecule: messenger RNA, 963 nt
Organism: Budorcas taxicolor (takin)
Lineage: Eukaryota; Metazoa; Chordata; Mammalia; Artiodactyla; Bovidae
Product: olfactory receptor 2B2
Exons: 1
Coding region: 1-963 (320 amino acids)
Biological process (GO): G protein-coupled receptor signaling pathway
Cellular component (GO): membrane
Molecular function (GO): G protein-coupled receptor activity; olfactory receptor activity
Source: RefSeq, a predicted model, not a curated record